AUGAGGACUCACCAAAACAAACGCCUUUGCCAAGUCGAAUCCAAGGUUUUGUUGGGAACGGCCAUCAAGCACAGUGGUGAGCGAGGUUGUAACGAGGAAGAUGAGAAAGACAAGCUAGAAGAUUCAAUCCCUAAUGAUCUAGAGGUGGAUAUACUAACUAGACUGCCGGCAAAGACUCUGUUGAAGUUCCGAUGCGUGUCCAAGAUGUGGUCUUACAUCAUCCGAAGCCAGAGUUUCGUGGAUUCCCACUACGCUUUGUCCUCCUCGACGCGAUCGCGUUUCACAGUCACUUUCUGUAACGCUCUAAUCGUCCCGGAUGACACCAAGCGUUUGUUCAUCUUUUCCUCUUCCUUUGAGGAAGAAGAUAAAUCUUCUUCUUUGGUUGCCAAGCUAGACAUGACAGUACCUACUGUGGUCUUGACUUACCGGUGGAAGUGUCCUUCCAUCCACGGCUUUAUUGGUUGUAUUAAUAAUAGCUUUCAGUUCAUUGUAUGUAACCCGAGUACGAGGCAAGUCAUUACCUUACCCACUAAAGGAUCCCGCUCAUCCUUGGGAUAUGAUCCUGUCGGUCAUCAAUUCAAAGUGUUGAACCUGGUGACUUCUCCUGACAUGUUUCCUGAUUAUCUAGUGCACGAGUUUAUAACACUUGGAGGAGGAGGAGAAGUAUCACGCAGUCAGGUUACCACCGCUCCUUAUUACCCUGUAACCGAUGGAGUUUACAUCAAUGGUUCCAUCUAUUAUGGUGCUUGGGCCCCUAAGCUAAGAAUGGAUCCGGUGAUUGUGUGUUUUGAUGUCAGACACGAGAAGAUAAGUUUUAUCAAAGCGCCUAGGAAUGUUGUGUUUUGGGAGACUGAAUCAAUAUUGAUGGAUUACCGAGGGAAGCUAGCUUCGGUUUUAGUAAACCCAUAUUCUCCAUUCCGAAGUUUUGGUUUAUUGAUACUUGAGGAUGCCAAGAAACAUGAAUGGUCCAAGCAAACGUUUGAGCUUCCUUUCCCGUUGGUCGAUGUGACUUCCCCGGGCACCAACAAGGCUGGUGAAAUCAUUUUUGCCCCAAACACUCUCCCACCCGUUGAUAAACCAUUCUUCAUUUUCUACUACAAUGUGGAAAAGAAAGACAUGAGAAGAGUUAGGCUCCAUGGAGUUGCAGACGAUGAAGAGUUUCGGCGCCGAUAUGGACUCCAAGACACUAUGCGCGUCACUAUCACACCCGAACACUUUGAAAGUAUUGCAUCUUUGUAA
This is a messenger RNA of Capsella rubella, 1239 nucleotides long. RefSeq names its product F-box protein At1g30790. Bases 1 to 1239 code for a protein of 412 amino acids. The transcript has a single exon. Lineage: Eukaryota; Viridiplantae; Streptophyta; Magnoliopsida; Brassicales; Brassicaceae. Gene Ontology annotation, molecular function: protein binding. The record is from RefSeq and is a predicted model, not a curated record.